CGCUUCAACACUGCAGGCUCUGUAUUUUUGGUGUCGUGCUUCACGUUUCCGCUCGGUGUCACAUUGUCCUCUACCGCUGCUGGCGAGCUGUAGGACGAACCCGCUGAAAUCAUGGUGUUCGAGGAGAAAAUGAUCCUAAACGGAGACCCAGAUGAGGAGGAAGAAGAGGAGGAGGAGGAAGAAAUGGUGGAUCCUUUAGAGACGAUCAGGCAGAAAUGUGAGGAGACAGAGCACUGUGUCCACGCGCGGGAGAAACUGGAGGCCUGUGAAACCAGAGUGGGCUCGCGGUCAGAGACCACAGAGGACUGCACUGAGGAGCUGUUCGAUUUCCUGCACGCGCGUGACCACUGUGUGGCCCACAAGGUUUUUCAUACAGUUAAAUGAACCCCAUCAGACCCUUAUCAACGCUUCUAGAUGGAUGUGCUGCUCCAGCGUCAUCUAUAGGCAGUGGUGUGAUUGCUGAUAGGUUUUUCAGUUCAGACACCCUACUGUAUCCAGCAGCUUGUCUAAUGUGAUAAUGUUCAUGCAUUGUGAAUAAAAUGUUAUGUGUACAUCUCCAAAAUAAAAAUUAGUAUAUAAUGA
Molecule: messenger RNA, 582 nt
Organism: Pygocentrus nattereri (red-bellied piranha)
Lineage: Eukaryota; Metazoa; Chordata; Actinopteri; Characiformes; Serrasalmidae
Gene: uqcrh
Product: cytochrome b-c1 complex subunit 6, mitochondrial
Exons: 4
Coding region: 112-384 (90 amino acids)
Biological process (GO): mitochondrial electron transport, ubiquinol to cytochrome c
Source: RefSeq, a predicted model, not a curated record